AGCCAGAGGAAAGAAAAAAGAGUGAAUGAGAAGGUUUGGUGCAAAGCCAAUGAGUGUGACCAUUUGGUGCAUUUUGAAAGAUAAGUCAAAUGUUUCAUACCUCUUUUCCAAAAACUUAUCACACAAGAUAUAUAUCAAAAGAAUAUUAUAAGCCUUAAUUAUUAUAUAUAUCAUCAUCACACUUUGCUUAUAGCGUCUAUUGCCAUGACCCCUUACCCUUACACUUCUUCCAGUCCUCAACAGCAACAAGAAGUAGAUGCGGUUCAAUUCUCUGAUGACAAACACUUUGCCCUACAUGGAAAGAUCUUGCUGCUAGUUUUUCUCACUGCCUUCUUUCUUCUCUUUGUGUUCGUCCUCAUGAUUCCAUGGCUGAAGAGACGUGCAAGGGGUUCUCACGAUUCAGGAACAGAUGAAGAUUCCAUUGGGGUCCAGAAUAACAGUACCCCUUCAUACAACUGGUUCAGAGGAAGAAGGAAAGAAGAUGCCAACACCAUGCAACAACAGUAGAAAAAUUAAUUGUCUCCUUUUAUUAUGUUAGGAAUUAAUAUUUUGCUUAUUUUGGAGCAAGAGAUAAGUUCUUGAAUUUCCAUGUGAAUAUGAUGCAGCUAGAUUUAGAUAUCUGAUUCUGUGUGCAGAAACUUGUUGUUUGUUGGUUUAGGUUAUGUUGGUAAUUAUUAAAUUUUUGUGGUCUUGUCAGUGUCAUAACUCCUUAUGGUAUAGCUACACAUAUCAACAUCCUUUUGGUGUAUUUACCUUUUAGUCCUUGUGAUGUUGGAGAAAUUAACCUACAUAGUGUAGCUGGGUCGUUAACUCCGUUAAUCAGUUAUCUAUAUAUAUUAUGUUCCUUCAAUUCAAUGCUCUUGUCUAUUGUGUUCCUUCAAGACUACUGAACGUGGUUUGAACCUGUCUUUUUUAUGAAUAUACUUGUCUUGUUGUA
Molecule: messenger RNA, 937 nt
Organism: Glycine soja
Lineage: Eukaryota; Viridiplantae; Streptophyta; Magnoliopsida; Fabales; Fabaceae
Exons: 1
Coding region: 205-507 (100 amino acids)
Source: RefSeq, a predicted model, not a curated record